GCCCUCAGAUGUGCAGAAGACCAUGGCGGGGCAGAGCAUCGGAGGUCUCUUGUACGCGCUCUUCUCCGGGCAGCCGCUGGUGGUGCUGCUGACCACCGCGCCCCUGGCCCUCUACAUCCAAGUAAUUGGUGGCAUCUGUGACGACUACAGUCUGGACUUCAACACCUUCUAUGCGUGGACGGGCCUGUGGAACAGUUUCUUUCUCGCGCUUUAUGCCCUCUUCAACCUCAGUCUGAUCAUGCGUCUCUUCAAGAGGUCGACAGAAGAGAUCAUUGCCCUGUUCAUUUCCAUCACGUUUAUGCUGGAUGCUGUCAAGGGCAUGGUCAAAAUCUUCCAGAAGUACUACUAUGACCACGACUUUGGGAACCACUACACAGACAGCACUCCCCUGGUGAGCCUGCUGGGCCCCAGCACCACCCUCAAUACCAGCCUCCACCCUGCCCUCAACACCAGCCUCCUGACCAGCCUGCCACAGCUGAUGUCCGGGAGCCACCCCACCGAGCGCCUGGGCCGGGAGACCGCCAUGCUCAGCCUUCUCAUCAUGCUGGGCACACUGUGGCUGAGCUACACCCUCUACCAGUUCAAGAAGAGCCCCUACCUGCACCCCUGCAUGCGGGAGAUCCUGUCAGACUGCGCCUUGCCCAUCUCGGUGCUCACCUUCUCCCUCAUCUGCUCCUACGGCUUCCGGGAGAUCAAGAUGAGCCAGUUCCGCUACAACCCCAGCAAGAGCCUCUUUGAGGUAGCCGAGAUGCACUCCCUGUCCCUGGGGGCCAUCGCCGGCGCCAUGGGCCUGGGCUUCCUGCUCUCCCUGCUCUUCUUCAUCGAGCAGAACUUGGUGGCUGCCCUGGCGAACGCCCCGGAGAACAGGCUGGUAAAGGGCACCGCCUACCACUGGGACCUCCUCCUGGUUGCCGUCAUCAACAGCGGGCUGUCUCUGUUCGGCCUGCCCUGGAUCCACGCUGCCUACCCGCACUCCCCGCUGCACGUGCGGGCGCUGGCGCUGGUGGAGGAACGCGUAGAGAACGGGCACAUUUACGAGACGUGA
Molecule: messenger RNA, 1045 nt
Organism: Ailuropoda melanoleuca (giant panda)
Lineage: Eukaryota; Metazoa; Chordata; Mammalia; Carnivora; Ursidae
Product: sodium bicarbonate transporter-like protein 11
Exons: 7
Coding region: 23-1045 (340 amino acids)
Biological process (GO): monoatomic ion homeostasis; transmembrane transport; monoatomic anion transport
Cellular component (GO): basolateral plasma membrane; plasma membrane
Molecular function (GO): solute:inorganic anion antiporter activity
Source: RefSeq, a predicted model, not a curated record